Molecule: messenger RNA, 4155 nt
Organism: Ipomoea triloba (trilobed morning glory)
Lineage: Eukaryota; Viridiplantae; Streptophyta; Magnoliopsida; Solanales; Convolvulaceae
Product: protein HIRA
Exons: 11
Coding region: 482-3652 (1056 amino acids)
Biological process (GO): chromatin remodeling; regulation of DNA-templated transcription; DNA-templated transcription
Cellular component (GO): nucleus; HIR complex
Molecular function (GO): nucleosome binding; protein binding
Source: RefSeq, a predicted model, not a curated record
CACACACACUGCCUCUGUCUCUUUCAAAUUUACCCUAAACCAAAACAUCUCUGUUACAACUUUCGUUGCCUUCUUUCUCCUGUAGCAGCAGAAGCAAGGUUUAUUACUCCUACUUCUGCAUAUAUUCAAGGUCUUUUUGACACUAAAUUACACCCACUCAUACACUGAUACACCCGUACACUACACACAUUCAAAAAUACCCUUUUUUUUGGUUAGAAAAUAAAGAAAAGAAGAAUCCGGGGCAACGUUUGUCUGUUUUCUAGUUUUUCCUCCCCAAUUAGCCCAAUUACGGUUCUUUUUUUAUUUUUUCUCGAAAAAUUAGGGUUCUUCUUAGUUCCUACUUAUUGUUUUAUUUUCAACUCCCUUUUUGGGUUUUAUCCGACUAAUACUAUUCAAUUUGGGGUGAAGACAUCUGGAAAUUUUAUUGGGGGUGUGAAAAGGCAUGAGCUUGGAGACUGUAUAGAAAACAAGAAACCCAGAGAUGAUUGCAGAAAAACCCAGUUGGAUUAAGCAUGAGGGCAUGCAAAUUUUCUCCAUUGAUAUUCAGCCUGGUGGCCUCAGGUUUGCCACUGGUGGUGGUGACCACAAGGUUCGCAUUUGGAACAUGAAGUGUGUCGGCAGGGACAUGGAGACGGAUGAAUCUAUCCCCAAACUUCUUGCCACUUUGCGUGACCAUUUUGGGUCAGUCAACUGUGUUAGGUGGGCUAAGCAUGGAAGGUAUGUUGCUUCUGGGUCUGAUGACCAGGUAAUCCUUAUCCAUGAGAGGAAGCCUGGCUCAGGGACCACAGAAUUCGGUAGUGGAGAGCCACCUGAUAUUGAGAAUUGGAAAGUUGCCAUGACAUUAAGAGGACACACUGCAGAUGUGGUGGAUCUUAAUUGGUCUCCAGAUGACUCAACAUUGGCUAGUGGGAGCCUGGAUAACACAAUUCAUAUCUGGAGCAUGACUAAUGGCAUCUGCACUGCUGUUCUUAGGGGUCAUUCUAGUCUGGUCAAAGGUGUUACCUGGGAUCCCAUUGGUUCCUUCAUUGCAAGUCAGUCAGAUGAUAAGACUGUCGUUAUUUGGCGCACUACUGACUGGAGCCUUGCUCAUAGAACUGAAGGGCACUGGGCCAAAUCUCUUGGAUCUACCUUCUUUAGGCGGCUUGGAUGGUCACCUUGCGGCCAUUUUAUAACUACCACUCAUGGUUUUCAAAAGCCUAGGCAUUCUGCUCCUGUUCUAGAGAGAGGGGAAUGGUCUGCCACUUUUGAUUUCUUAGGACACAAUGCUCCUGUUAUCGUAGUGAAAUUCAAUCACUCAAUGUUUCGGAGGAAUGCCUCUAAUGCUCAGGAAAUGAAAUCUGCAUCUCCUGGGUGGACCAACGGUUCAUCAAAGACUGGAGGAAAAGAUUCACAACCAUACAAUGUUAUUGCCAUAGGAAGUCAGGACCGUACUAUAACUGUGUGGACUACAGCGAGUCCUCGCCCUCUUUUUGUUGCUAAACAUUUCUUUUCUCAAAGUGUUGUGGAUUUAUCUUGGAGCCCUGAUGGGUAUUCAUUGUUUGCAUGCUCUUUGGAUGGAACAGUAGGCACUUUUCACUUCGAUGCAAAUGAACUAGGUACUCGGCUAUCUGAUACUGAACUUGAUGAUUUAAAAAAGAGUCGCUAUGGUGAUGUUAGAGGCCGACAGACAAACUUAGUAGAAAGUCCUGCUCAAUUAUUGCUUGAAGCAGCAUCUGCAAAGCAAACACCCGUGAAGAAAACAUCAGAAAAUGUUUCACUAAAUCAAGCAUCUUCAAAAGCACCUGCUGAUUCAGUGACUGCAGUGAAAGUUCCCAAAUCUAAAGUUGAUAAUGGGAAGAAAAUUGAAGGAGUUACCAGUGAUGGGGUAAAUAAAGAUGCUCCAUCUUCUCGCUUGUCAAGUCCUGUGAAGCAAAGAGAAUAUAGACGGCCAGAUGGCCGAAAGAGGAUAAUCCCCGAAGCAGUUGGGGUGCCUAUACUGCAAGAUAACAUGACGGGUGCUGUCCAGACUCUAGGCCCUGGAUUCACAAACAAUUCUGUAGAUGGUGAGAAUGGUGAUAACGGAGUAAUUCAUAAUGAUACUGGUUUCAGAGAAGGACCUAACAGGAGAACAGUAGGUGGGAGUGCUGACCUAAAAGAACGAUCAGGUGUCACCGCUAGAGCUACUGUGAGCGAGAGCCUAGUCAUAGAGAAGGUCCCAGUCUCUGCAGGUAAAGAUGGGAGUGUUUGCAUAGAACAUACUGGGGCUGUUAAGGACACAUGUUCAUUGGCUUCUAGUGGUACUCUUUCAAUUAGGGUUUGCGAUAAGAAAGGGGAAGAUAUAAUUCCAUUUUGCUUGGAGGCUCGUCCCAGAGAACAUACUGUAAAUGAUGUUCUAGGUGUAGGAAAUACUUUUGUAAUGAAAGAUACUGAACUAAUAUGCAUGAAGGGGAUGCAAACAUUUUGGUCUGAUAAGAUUUCUGGAAAAGUUACGGUUUUAGCCGGAAAUGCCAACUUUUGGGCUGUAGGUAGUGAAGAUGGCUCUCUUCAGAUAUACACCAAGUGCGGGAGACGCUCAAUGCCAACGAUGAUGUUAGGUUCUGGUGCAGUAUUUAUCGAUUGCGAUGAAUCUUGGAAGUUGUUACUAGUCACAAGGAAGGGGUCAUUGUACCUGUGGGAUUUGUUCACGAGAAAAUGCCUCCUUAAUGAUUCGUUGGCUUCUUUAGUGACUUUAGAUCCCAAGUCAAAUACAAGUACGAUCAAAGUUAUAUCAGUGAAGUUAUCGAAGUCUGGGUCCCCUCUCGUGGUUUUGGCCACACGGCAUGCAUAUCUCUUCGAUAUGAACCUCAUGUGCUGGUUGAGAGUUGCGGAUGAUUGUUUUCCUGCUUCAAAUUUUGCAAGCUCCUGGAAUUUGGGUUCGUUUCAUGGCGGUGAACUGGCUGCCUUGCAAGUAGAUGUCAGGAAGUUCCUGGCCAGAAGACCGGGUUGGAGCAGAGUGACUGAUGAUGGAGUGCAGACACGUGCUCAUUUGGAAUCUCAGUUGGCGUCGGCUCUUGCUUUGGAAUCCCCAAAAGAAUAUCGCCAAUGCCUUUUAUCUUACAUUCGCUUCCUAGCAAGAGAGGCAGAUGAAUCUAGACUGAGAGAAGUGUGCGAGAGUUUUCUUGGGCCUCCGAUUGGAAUGGCUGAGGCAUCGACUUCUAGUACAGAGAAACCUGCAUGGGAACCUUGUGUCCUCGGUAUGAAAAAGCACAAGCUUCUGAGAGAAGAUAUACUUCCUGCGAUGGCAUCGAACCGAAAAGUGCAGCGGUUGCUCAACGAGUUUAUGGAACUUCUUUCGGAAUAUGAUUUAAGUGAAACUAACCUCGGACAGAAUACUGUUCCAACCGCUGAUAAAAUGGAUACUGAUCUGGCCGGAGCAGAGAAUAAUAAACCUUCUUCCGCAGCAGUAACCAAUCAAGAGAACGCAGAAACCCCAGCAGCAGCAGCAGUAGCAGUAGACCAAAUGGAUAUAGCGUUGGAAACAGCCGAUCCAGCGACAGAACCGGUGGACUCUGCAAUCCAAGAAACUACCAACGAAGAGGCGAUACCCCAAAGCAACGAAAUGAAUUUGGACCCCCCGCCUCCAUCUGAUCAGCCGAAUCCAUGUCCACCUGCACCAGAGGAUAAAGGCUCCUGAUGAUCCAUCUCCUUUCCUCAUCUGACGAGAUACUCAAUAACUAGCACUAACACAGUCGCUGACUCUUUGCUGCUGAUGCUACUACUACGGGUGUACCCCCACUCUCUCUGCCUCUGCAGCUAGCUGCUGGUUCAAUCGAGAUUCCUUGCACAGGUGCUGCUCCUCGCGUUCUAUGAAUUCUCGUGAUUCAACGGAUGGGGUAUGUAACAAAAUCUCUCUCAUUUGGAAGCAGUAAAAGUUUUUUUUUGUUUUUUUUUUUCCUUAGUUUUUGGCAGUUAUAGUUUAACUCAAACCUAGCAUCAGCAUACUUAAUUUGAGUGUACUUUGAAGAUUAUAUUUACAAUUAGCUGUAACUGUAGAGUAGUAAAAAAGGGGUGUUUAUCAGAGUUUGGUGUAAAGGGUUAAUGUAUGAUCUUUUGCCCCUUCUGCUUUCUUUUUGGAAACACAAAUCUUCAAAUCAAUCCUAAUUGAUACAGUCAUACAGUGAAUGUCACUCUUCAUUC